Molecule: messenger RNA, 2709 nt
Organism: Megalops cyprinoides (Indo-Pacific tarpon)
Lineage: Eukaryota; Metazoa; Chordata; Actinopteri; Elopiformes; Megalopidae
Gene: dbnlb
Product: drebrin-like b
Exons: 15
Coding region: 154-1719 (521 amino acids)
Biological process (GO): positive regulation of dendritic spine morphogenesis; regulation of actin filament polymerization; neuron projection morphogenesis
Cellular component (GO): lamellipodium; cortical actin cytoskeleton; dendrite
Molecular function (GO): actin filament binding
Source: RefSeq, a predicted model, not a curated record
GAGUGGGGAGUACGUGGUGUGGCGAGGCUCGCUUCCUGUGUAUGCAUAGCUGAGAUCUCGAUCUGCGGGUAGCAGCCUUCAUUGAGCCGCCUCCUGUUCAGUGGGGUCGCACGGGAGCUCAGAGACGAAACAGCGGCUAUCGGCGGUGGAACCAUGUCUGUGAACCUGAGCAAAAACGGCCCAGCUCUGACUGCUGCCUACAAGGAGGUCGUAGACGAGAAAUCCAAUACCAACUGGGCUUUGUUCACCUAUGAAGGGAACACCAAUGAUAUUCGACUGGCUGAGAAGGGAGAUGGCGGGCUGGAGGAGCUGGUGGAGGAGCUCAACAGUGGGAAGGUGAUGUACGCUUUUUGUCGUGUGAAGGACCCCAACUCUGGCCUGCCGAAAUACGUCCUCAUUAACUGGACUGGUGAAGGGGUGAAAGAUGCCAGGAAAGGGCUGUGUGCCAAUCACGUCAGCUCCAUGGCCAAUUUUCUUAAGGGAGCCCACGUGACCAUCAACGCCCGUGCGGAGGAGGACGUGGAGCCCGAGGCCAUCAUGCAGAAAGUGGCCAAGGCCUCGGGAGCCAACUACAGCUUCCACAAAGAGUCCAACCGCUUCAGAGACACCGGCCCCCAGGGACCCGUGGGCUCUGUCUAUCAGAAGACCAACGCCAUGUCUGAAAUCAAAAGGACCAAUAAGGACAAUUUCUGGGCGCAGGCUGAGAAAGAUGAGGAGAAGCGUCGACAGGAGGAGCGGCGGAAGGCGGAGGAGGAGAGGCAGCAGCUGGAAAGGGAGCGGAAGGACCGGGAGGCCAAGGAGGCGGCGCUGAGGGAGAAGAGGGACAAGGAGAGAGCAAAUCAGAUAGACCAGCAGAAGAAGUACCAGCAGCAGCAGGAGACAGAGAGCAGAGAACAGGAGAGGCACCAGUGGGAGGAGCAGGAAAAAGAGUUCCAGUCGGAGCAGAAGAAAGGGUUCAAGCGCGGUGAAUCUGUGGAGAAAGCCCACGAGGCGGCCUCUGUCAUCUCCCAGCGCUCUGUGAACCCCAGGGAAAUGUUCAAGCAGAGAGAGAGGGGCGUGGCUCCCGAAGGCAGAGACGCCCCUGCCAGCCCCCAGCCAGGGCGAUUGCAAAGCCCCUUUCUGUCCAAGCAGCCCUGCGAGCCGGAGCCGCCCAGCUCUCCCGUGCGCCAGGCCUCGCCCGUGCGCCAGGCCUCGCCCGUGCGCCAGGCCUCUCCCCUGCGCCAGGCCUCUCCCCUGCGCCAGGCCUCACCUGUGCGCCAGGCCUCACCUGUGCCCGCUGCGCCCGCCUCCCCUGUCUGCGCCACAGAACCCAGUGUUGAAGAGCAGUCCAGGUCUGAGUACGAGGAGCAGGAGGCAGCAGCCCCCGAGGAGGAGUACGAAGAUGUGCAGCCGGUCGCAGAGGAGCAGUACAACUCCCACGAGGCUGAAGCCCCGGCGGAGGAGCUCUACGAAGCUGUUCCAGAAGCGGACAGCCUUUACGAGGAACCCCCCCAGGUGGAGGAGCAGAACACGUACGAAUAUGCUGCGGAGGACAAUGCCGACCGCGGCAUCUGUGCCAGGGCUCUGUACGACUACCAGGCCGCUGACGAUACAGAGAUCUCCUUUGACCCUGACGAGAUCAUCACGGGCAUUGAGAUGAUUGACGAGGGCUGGUGGCGAGGUUACGGCCCAGAUGGCCGCUUUGGGAUGUUCCCGGCCAAUUACGUGGAGCUCAUCUAGGCACUAGCUCCGCCUACUCACUGGAUCAGCAUAUCAGAGCCAGGCUGCACCCCCAGCCCCGACUAGGACUACAUCUAGCUACAAGGGGGACCAAUAGUAACUCAAAAAAGGCUUUUACAUUCGAUUGGUGUCAUUGUAAAAGACAUGAAACUAUGGAAUACGGACCAGCUAUACUGAGAAAUAGUCACGGGACCAUGGGAACUUUUAAAUAUACCCACACCUAAGAAAGCAGUACUGAAUGGGGUUUUAGGAUUUUUUUAUUGUAGUUAAAUAAGACCAAUUCUUCCUCAGAUCCACACAUUUUAUAAACUGAAGGGCGACCCCCAGGCAGAAUCUGUUGUGUCUGAAAUCAAAUUGUCUGAAACAAGCUCAUACCUAAAGAAAGAACCCGAUGGAGAUAUGAAGCCUUUGCAUGUUUUAGGCUAGGAAUUCUCAGUGAAAAUUGAUAGCACUUGCAAUUUACAUUCCUCUGAAAAUUAUUUCCCUUUUUUCACCAUGUCAGCAUUGUAGUUUUUGGGCAGUCCUCAUGGAUGGCCCAGCAGAGGGAUACUAUAUGGCUCACUCAAGGUACCCAUAAUGAAAAUGACACCACAAGGAAGAUGGGUGGAGUUUCUUUAGCAUACAGUAGUCACAGCAAUGAAAUAAUUGCCUUGGUUUGCCUUGUGCUCUUAAGGAGUUUGAUUUUAAAAAGCUAGUAUUCCUUUCUGAACCUGUCAUACAAAGUAAGAUUACUAAAACAAAUAGCUUGAGUGCAUUUCAGACCACAGCUUGGCAUUGCAGUCAGAUUAGACAUUGGAAUAAAAGAUUUGUGAUGUGUUGAAAGAGGAGUGUUAGAGACCAGAAAACCCGAGCAAAACUGUGGAACCAGGGACAUAACGUCAAGGGCAGCUCACUGUUAAAGAAUCUUUUUUUUUUUUUUUUUCUUUUUCAUUGCAAGAGUUUGUGACCAGAGUUCACUGUGCCUGGCCCAACUCGCUCAUCUGUUUCAUU